Molecule: messenger RNA, 1081 nt
Organism: Exaiptasia diaphana
Lineage: Eukaryota; Metazoa; Cnidaria; Anthozoa; Actiniaria; Aiptasiidae
Product: dehydrodolichyl diphosphate synthase complex subunit nus1
Exons: 5
Coding region: 75-833 (252 amino acids)
Cellular component (GO): dehydrodolichyl diphosphate synthase complex; endoplasmic reticulum membrane
Molecular function (GO): ditrans,polycis-polyprenyl diphosphate synthase [(2E,6E)-farnesyl diphosphate specific] activity
Source: RefSeq, a predicted model, not a curated record
AUUUCUGACUGGUUCGAAUUCACGAUAUGGAAGACCUUUGAAAUUCUUUUUCUUCUGUAGAGAUUACCAAAAUUAUGUGGCUUUAUAGAUUACUUUUAAGUUUUUUACAUAUUAUUUUAUACUUAAGGUUCAUUGUUUUAGAAAUCCUCUGGAAAACGAGAAGAUUUGUUGCCGGCGUUUUUGGUUCGCGUGGCACAUCUUGUAAUGAAAUUCAUUUGCAUUCGAGCCAACUCAACAAGCUCCCUUUACACAUAAGUCUCCUAAUAUUAGAGCCGCAAAUAGUGUUUACAGACAUAGCAAAGCUUAUAGUAUGGUCUAUGGCAUUGGGUAUUUCAUAUAUAAGUAUCUUUGACAGAAAAGGUAUUUUUAAAAAGAAUGCAGCUAAGCUGUCCAGUGAGAUUAUUUACAAACAAAGAGAAGUUUUUACUGAGGAAACCAAGAGAUAUACAUUCAUAUUGAGGACUAGAGAUACCAAGUUUGAUCAUAGUCUAGCACCAAAACAGGUUUGCAUAAGCCUUUUAUCAGAGGAAGAUGGACGAGGAGACAUAGUACAAGCAGCACAAGAUUUUUGUUUAGAAAUUCAAAGGAAAGAAGCAUUACCCAAGCAAAUGGAAGUAGAAUUGAUGGAUCAAAUGCUUAAAGCAACUCGUGGUAUACCUGACCCUGAACUAGCCCUUAAAUUUGGCAAUAUUGAUAUGUUGAUGGGUUUCCUUCCUUGGCAGACACGACUUACAGAAUUUAUAUCAUGCAAGAGUCAUCAUCAUAUAACAUUCUCAUUAUUUCUUGAAAGUUUACAAAAAUAUAGUAAUUGUGAAAAGAGAUUUGGAAAAUAAAAUAUGCAGCUCACAUAUUAAAUACUAGAAAUAUUAUGAAAUCAAGCAGAAGGGGUUCUGUGAUUCUCCAGAUUUGGUGUCUUUGUUUAAUUUAUACAAACUGAAAGCUGUGAUUCUUGUAUAUAGACAUGUGUUGUUUUGCAUAAAAAGACUAUUCAUUAUAUUAUUAAAGGUCUGAUUUCCUGGAUUCUUUGUAAAAUAGAACAGCAUAGUUAAUUUUCAAAUUAAUAAAACAUUUUACAGUUGUG